Molecule: messenger RNA, 3168 nt
Organism: Rotaria sordida
Lineage: Eukaryota; Metazoa; Rotifera; Eurotatoria; Philodinida; Philodinidae
Source: the annotation of a GenBank genome assembly
AUGAUACCAGGAUUAGUAUCCCGUUCAUAUGAAAUUCCAAAUGAAAUGCCAACUACUAUGAUUCGAUCAUCAUGUAGCAAUUUUCCUAUAUGGAUUCGACAGCGAUCAAAAAUUGUGGAAACAUUAGUACCACAAAUAGAUAAAUGUUCCAAUUUAAUGGAAAUAUCAUUUGGAUAUUUGACAUCAAUAGCAGCUUAUUGUUGGAGUAAAAAUAUUCAAAAUGAUUCAUUAUUAGAAUGGAAGACAGAUAUUCGUGAGAAAUAUCUUGUGAUUAAAUACAAAUCUAAAUUUACAGUUGAAUUAAGACUUAAUCAAAAUUGUUUGGAUAAAUAUUUUCUAAUGUCAACCGAAAACAUUAGAACUUACACGAUGAUUUUACCUCUCAAAGCAGUUCCACGUUGUUAUUGUAUUAUUCAAGCUAAAAAUCGUUCAUAUACUCAAAGAACGCUUGAUUUUGGAAUAGUAGAUGGAUCAUGUUUAGUAAUCAGUUCAGCUAUAUGCUUAAAAUUUCAUGAAUACAAUUCAUUAAUAUCCUGCGCUGAGUUUUUGAUUAAUGUCUUAAGAUUAGAUUGUCAUCAAGGAUGUUUUAAUUGUACUCAAAUGCUAACUCCGAAAUUGCAAUUUGAUCACAUUUUAUCAGAUUUUUGGUCAAGUUAUGCAUUUCAAAUGUUAUUAACAUUAGGUGAUCGAAUUAAACAUCAAAUAACAAUAGUUACUCUUCGUAAAAUUAUUCAAUUAUCAAAUUCAUCCAAAGGUCAACAAUAUCCAAAUCAUAAAUGUUAUUUGAAAUUAAUGGCUAUUUAUUUUCGAGCUCGAUUUAAUCGUUUCUUUGAUAUAAAUCAAGAAUUUGAUAAUAUUCAAGCAAUACCAUCAAAUAUUAUUUUAGAUAAAUGGGAAUAUGUACCUCGAAUUUAUUUAACACCUUAUGGUACAUAUCCUUUACCAGUCAAACCUAUGCGAGGAAAUCGAAUUUUACGUGAACAAAAUCUUUUUGGAUCUGGUAAACAUUUUUGUCGUGUUAUCAUUCGAGAUAUUGAUCUUGGACAACCUCAAAUUGAUUUUAUACAAAUCAAUGAAAAAUGGAUUAACGAUUUAAUAUUAGGAAAGACGAAUAUUAUAGUUGGUGAUCAAACAUUUGAAUUUUUACUCUGUUCGAAUAGUCAAUUACGUGAUCGAAGCUUUUGGUUUUAUGCUCCUUAUAAUGGACGUCGAGCAAAACAUAUACGACAAUGGAUGGGUGAUUUUUCAUCCGAAAAGUGUAUUGGAAGACGUAUUGCACGGAUGGCAUUAUCAUUAACUGGCACAACGGCUACUAUAAAACUUUUACCUCAUCAAAUUCAAAAGAUCGAUGAUAAAUUGGAUGAUCAUGAUCGAAUUUUUACUGAUGGAAUCGGUAAAAUUUCUCCAAUGGCAUUAAAGGAAGCGAUGAUGUGUUAUAAUCCUGAGGUGAUUGAAAAUAAUUAUAUGCCAUGUGUAAUACAAGCACGAUUGAAUGGUAUCAAAGGAGUAUUUGUAGUAGCUCCUGACUUAAGUAAUAAAGGUAUAUUAAUUCAAUAUCGCCCGAGUCAAUAUAAAUUUAAGGUGGAUCAUCAUGUAUUGGAAAUUGUUAAAUAUUCGAGUUCUGGAAUGGCAUUUUUAAAUCGACAGGUGAUUGUAUUGCUGGAAAAUAUGAAAGUAGAAAAACAUAUUUUUGUGAAAUUACAAAAUAAAGCAAGGUUAAAAAUAUCCAUGUCAUUAUUAGCUAAUAAAUCAGCUCAACAUACACUUGAACAACAUGUUCGAUCUUAUGAUUGGGAACGCAUGUAUCAUUCCGGUGUACAAUUAACUCAAGAACCAUUUGUGCGUUCCUUAUUACUUUUAUUGGCUAAAGAAAGAUUAAAACGACUAAAAGAAAAAUCACACAUUCAAAUUUCACUUUCUGAUGGGCGAAUGUUACUAGGUGUUGUUGAUGAAACAAAUUCUCUUCAAUACGGUCAAAUAUUUAUUCAACUUCAUGAUCUAAAUGGUCAAAGUCAAAUAAUUAAAAAUCGAAAAGUCUUAAUUACAAAAAAUCCUGCACAUUUUCCAGGUGAUAUACGAAAAUUAGACGCUGUUGAUUGUCCAACUCUUCAUCAUCUAUAUGAAUGUGUAGUUUUUCCAGCUCAAGGACAACGUCCUCAUCCAAAUGAAAUCAGUGGUAGUGAUCUAGAUGGCGAUGAAUAUUGGGUAUGUUGGAAUGAAGAUCUCGUCAACAAUGCUAUAUUACAAUAUUCACCAGCUACAUUCGAUUCAGCCGGGAAAAUGAAACAUAAUGGUGAAAUAACUAUGAUGGAAAUCGCUGAUUUUCUUUUCAAAUAUUUGAGUUCAGAUUCAUUAGGUGCUUUAUCUAAUCGGCAUUUAGCUUGUUGUACAUUAUAUGGACCUAGUCAUGAAAAUUCAUGUCGUUUAGCUCAAAUUAUUUCUGAAGCAGUCGAUUUUCCAAAAACUGGUAUACUUCCAAAACAACCACGAGACAUAAAUAUUGAUCAAUAUCCUGAUUUUAUGGAAAAUAAAUAUAAACAUUCAUUUGAAUCCCAUUCAAGUAUUGGAAUCAUGUAUAGACAAGUCAAAGAAGUAUGGGAAAUUCAUUCAACAUAUCAAGAUAAAUUAUAUGAUCAAAAGAUAAAUAUUAAUGCAGACUUUUUAAUUCAAGGUUAUGAGACAUAUAUUCAUGAGGCUGAAAAUGAAUAUCAAUAUUAUACUUCAAGAAUUAAUACAAUUUUAUUGACUUAUAAUCUAGAAAAUGAAUAUGAACUAAUAACAGGAUGUCAUUCAUGUAUUGAAGAAGAAAAGAAAAAUAAUGAUUCAGUUGAAACGGCAUUAUUAGAAUUUCGACAUCUUGUUCAAGAAAUGAGAAUUAGAUUUGCAAAUGAUAAAUUAGAUGAUACGGCACAACUCCGUAAAGCUAGUGCAUGGUAUUAUAUUGCAUAUAAAUCAGGAACUAUACUAAGUUUUGGCUGGAUUAUGAAUCGUUUGAUGAGUGAUAUUAUCAAACAAAAACAGAUACCUCAAGAAGAACAUCAAGCGUUGAAACGUAUUGGUUAUGCCAAUAUAUGGUAUGAUACAAUGCAAACAGUUCGUUUAACAGUAACACCAACAUGCUAUGCAAGAAAAAUUGAUUCAGCUGAUAGUGGUAUCAGUGAUGUAUGA